Aspergillus alliaceus is the source of this 1996-nucleotide messenger RNA. RefSeq names its product 3',5'-cyclic-nucleotide phosphodiesterase PDE1 (gene pdeA). Gene Ontology annotation, biological process: negative regulation of glucose mediated signaling pathway; cGMP catabolic process; cAMP catabolic process. Gene Ontology annotation, molecular function: 3',5'-cyclic-GMP phosphodiesterase activity; 3',5'-cyclic-AMP phosphodiesterase activity. The coding region runs from base 321 to 1901 and encodes 526 amino acids. NCBI's taxonomy places the organism in Eukaryota, Fungi, Ascomycota, Eurotiomycetes, Eurotiales, Aspergillaceae. The transcript has 4 exons. The record is from RefSeq and is a predicted model, not a curated record.
GUCGCCAUCGCGCAUCUCUUUACCUCGCCGAAUCGCUGAUCGCGUGCGACACGAAGCUGGUGGACCCUGCCCUUUUCUUAUUCCUCUGACAAGCACAAGCAAUGAGGUAGCUAUUUAUCGGAUCAAAGAUGCCCCAUUAGCUUCUCAGAUAUAAAAUCUAUAAAGGCCGUCCUCGCCUUCUCACUGCUUUUCAAAGAAAAUCUAUAUCCGUGUGCCGAGGUAAACCUCUACGGGAUUUCCGUCACCUUCAAAGAUUGAAAUUUUGUUUGCCCAAUCUUUUGCUGAGGAAUAGCUGCAUCUGCUACCUGGACUGUAAGCAGAUGAAAAUGAACCCGGCACGUGGCAAACGGGCUUCCGGGAGAGGAAAAGGAAAAGGAAAAGCAAGGGUCGAUAUUGCACCUCCAGAGCUCGAUAUUGAUAUUCUUGCUGCUGGCCCAUUUGGGGGACCACCCGAGCCCGGAAAAGGAGACCUACAAGUGAUUGUCUUGGGUCCAACAGGAGGCCCGCGUGAGGAUCGAGUUACUGGGCUUCUAGUCCGGUCCACAUCAUCCCGAUGGAGACCAGAUUCGGUGAUUUCGGUCGAUGCAGGGACCCUUCUUGCUGGAAUUAUUCAUAUUCUAGAAACACACAAUGAUAUGGAUGAGAUGGUCGUCCAAACUGGCCCGUUUACCGAUAUGCCUUUACCCUUCCAGACCGCUCCAGCGAAUGCAGCACACAUCCUGCGAGAAAUGAUUGGACCCAUCUUGGUCACGCAUCCUCACCUAGACCAUUUCUCAGGAUUUGCCAUAAACUCGCCAAUUCUGGAGGCAACGAACGGCCCAAAGACAGUGGCUGCACUGCCGUCUGUGAUAUCCGCUAUCAAAACACAUAUCUUUAACGAGGUGAUCUGGCCAAAUCUCUCGGAUGAAGACGGCGGUGCAGGUCUGAUCACCUACCAGCGCUUGCAUGAGGGUGGUAACCCGAGGAUGGGCCGAGAAGAAACGAGGGGCUAUACCCGAGCUUGCGAGGGCUUGUACUAUAGAUGUUUUGGUGUCAGUCAUGGGUGCACCAGGAGACACUACGCCCCCGAGGCUGAGAUGCAGCGUUCAAUAAGCGGUGCAAUGUACAUGGGUGACCCGUUCAUGAUGCGUUCGGCUUCGAGAGCCGCCAUAUCCUUGACCCAGGAGGAGCCAGGGUACAUGUCUCCGGCCAGUCGUAGACCGUCGAAUCCGCGAGAGAGCUGGAUGAGCGUUGAGAGCUCUGCUUUUUUUAUACGCGAACAGCACUCGGGCCGCGAAAUUAUCAUCUUCGGUGAUGUUGAACCCGAUUCGAUCUCAGUCGACCCUCGCAACAGACGUGUCUGGGAGGCUGCAGCUCCUCGUAUAGCUUCUGGAAAACUGCGCGCGAUCUUCAUCGAGUGCUCCUAUACUGAUGAGGUCGAGGAUGAGUCCCUCUACGGCCACCUUUGCCCCCGACAUCUAAUCGCGGAGCUUAAAGUGCUGGCUAGCGAAGUUGUCAAAGCGAAACAUCCUAGCAGCUUAGUGAUUGGGAAACGUAAGCGCCCCAGCGGGGAACCCCCUGCAGAAUCACAGCCAACGAGCCCCAAGACCAGGCGGUCGCAGGAUGUGGUUCCUGGAGCUUCUACGACGGCCCUUACCAGCGCUCCGGCGCCAGUGACCGGCAGUACCAUUUAUCCUACUGGUCUUGGCGCUACAGAAGUCCUGACUGAGGAGCCCAGCUGGCCACAUGAUGAUGCACCUUUAACCCACCUGAAAGUUUAUCUCAUCCACAUUAAAGAAGACAUGGAUGGUGGCCCGUGUCCUAGCGUUACGAUUUUGGAACAACUUCGAAAUCAAGCACAGGCUGCCAAUCUAGGAUGCCAAUUCCACGCACCCAAGCGCGGCGAGAGCAUCCGAGUCUGAGACUCUCAGACUCACAAAGUCGCUGUGAGAACCUCUUGGGGGCUCGUUAAUAUUCUACUUGUCCCAAGCACUCUGCAUGAACUAUGCUCAUACGG